AGUCAGAGCCGCCGCCGCCGCCGUAGCGCUCGGAGCUCGCGCUGCCCGCGUCGCCGUCGCCGCCGCCGCCGCCGCCGCCGCCGCCGCCGCCCUUGGCGCGUCCCCGCCGCGCUCCGUCUCCGCAGCCGGCCCGGGGCGCGCUCGCCGCUCGGGGCAGAGUCCCCGGCCAUGGCCACCAGGAUUGACAAGGAGGCGUGCCGCGAGGCGUACAACCGGGUGCGCGACGACGGCUCGGCGGUCAUCUGGGUGACUUUCAGAUACGACGGCGCCACCAUCGUCCCCGGCGAGCAGGGCGCGGAGUACCAGCACUUCAUCCAGCAGUGCACGGAUGACGUCCGGCUGUUUGCCUUUGUGCGCUUCACCACUGGGGACGCCAUGAGCAAGAGGUCCAAGUUCGCCCUCAUCACCUGGAUCGGCGAGAACGUCAGUGGGCUGCAGCGCGCCAAGACGGGCACGGACAAGACCCUGGUGAAGGAGGUGGUGCAGAAUUUCGCGAAGGAGUUCGUGAUCAGCGACCGGAAGGAGCUGGAGGAGGAUUUCAUCAAGAGCGAGCUGAAGAAGGCGGGGGGCGCCAACUACGAUGCCCAGACGGAGUGACCGCCCUGCGGCCUGGGGCCGCGGCCACCAGGACAGGACGGCCGGAGGCACGCCCACCGCCUGGGUCUGCAGCCCAGGCCCUCCGAGUCCCCUGCUGACCCCGCUGUGUCCCGUCUCUCGGCUGCUCAUGGGACCUCUUUCUUUGAUCUUUUUUCCUCCCUCUUCUUUUCCUAGAGAAACAUCUGUUUGACGCUGAGGUCAUGCACAUAUCCGCCCCAGGUGCCUCCCAGGGUGGCCCCGGUCCCUGGGCUUUCUCUCGUGCUCCUCAUUGCCCCCCAGUCUAAGCACCGAGGCCCCGAGUCGCUUCUGGGCUGUCGUGUGCCAUUUUGGUUUCCCUAGGCCUCCUGCUUCCUGCUAGGCUGCUGCUGCGCCGGAGGCUGCUGUAGCCUCCCUGAGCACACACAUCGGCCCUCAGUGGGUGCAGAGCUCCUGGACAUGCUCCCGGGCCCAUCCACCCCUGCCCGAAGCUGCAUGGAGACGGUGCUGCUCGGUAGUGCAGUCUGGCUCGGACCAAGUGAGAAAUGAUAACAUUUGCCUUAACACGUGCCUGGCAGUAACUUGGCCAUUCGUCUUGGGGCUGAAACCUCCGGGAGCGAGGAGACGGCUGAGGCUGGGGUGACGGAGGAGCGUUUCCAGGCUGACCUCGGGGCCCCCCGAGGGACAGGGGAGGGCCAGGUGGCCGCGUGGGGCCCGCUGCAGCGCUGGCUUUGCUGCGUUGGAGGAGCCUGGGCGGCUCGGCUCCUGGCGGGACACCUUCUGGGGUUCAGUUUCCUUUACUCCCCGCCCCUCGUUUCAGGAAGAAGUUCGUGCUUUGGGCGGUGCCGCCCGGCUCUGGCUCCAGACAGUUUACAGGAAUAAAUGUGUUGUGUUUUUAGAAAACAGA
Molecule: messenger RNA, 1480 nt
Organism: Cavia porcellus (domestic guinea pig)
Lineage: Eukaryota; Metazoa; Chordata; Mammalia; Rodentia; Caviidae
Gene: Cotl1
Product: coactosin like F-actin binding protein 1
Exons: 4
Coding region: 169-597 (142 amino acids)
Biological process (GO): regulation of actin filament polymerization
Cellular component (GO): actin filament; cortical actin cytoskeleton; site of polarized growth
Molecular function (GO): actin filament binding
Source: RefSeq, a predicted model, not a curated record